AUGAGCUCCUUCCUCAUGAACGGCGGGUAUCAACCGCAGCCGGACCCCAAGUUCCCGCCAUCCGAAGAGUACAGCCAAGCGGACUAUAUACCGCCAGGGGAAUAUUACCAACACCAACAUCUCCAAUAUGGAUAUCAGCAUCAGUACGCGCCCGUCCAAAUCGGCACAGGUUACGGGUACGGAGGAUAUUAUCACCCGUUACCUCAGCAUCCUCCAGUUGCUCCCCCUCCGAGACCGCCGGAGCCAUCGCAUCCAUCAGACGCAGACCAUGGAUACGUUCCUUCUCACAACGGGGAAGUUGCCCCAGGCCUCGCUGAGCUCGGCUUAAGACUAGAAAGGCAUAUAGAAGAAGCGGCGCCUGCUGGAAGAAAACUUCAUGCGUUAGGAAGAGAAGGCUCGCCCGUUUCAGAAAUGGACGAUGAACGGUUACUUUUAGACAGUCCACCAGUUGAAGAUGACGAUUCUUCAAUAUGUUCGGAUAAUACUGACAGGGUUAUUUAUCCGUGGAUGAAGAAGAUCCACGUUGCUGGGGCAUCUAACGGCUCCUUCCAGCCGGGGAUGGAACCGAAACGUCAGCGUACAGCGUACACGAGACACCAGAUACUGGAGCUGGAGAAAGAGUUCCACUACAACCGGUAUCUAACCAGAAGAAGACGAAUAGAGAUAGCGCACACACUAGUCUUGUCGGAGCGACAAAUAAAAAUAUGGUUCCAAAACAGACGGAUGAAGUGGAAGAAAGACAACAAACUCCCGAACACCAAAAACGUGAGGAGAAAAACGAAUCCGGCUGGAGUAACCACGACCACGGCUAAAGCCACACCAAAGAGUAGAUCAAAUAAGAAUACGAAUAAUAAUGACAAAAAGAAGUCUAAUAACAACGGUAGGCCAGACAGUAUAGAGAACGUUACUGACAAUAUAAUGAAUGACUUGCAUUGUGUCGGUCAACAGAAUCUGUCGCACGAUCCGGCAAUUAGUCCGAUGUCGCAUGCGAAUCAAAUGAGUGCUGGUCAUCCAAUGACGCCGCAUCAUCUUCACAUGAUGGGUAUGCACGCGGGCAUGGAUCCAGCUAUGGUUGCCAAUCUCGCAGCACAUGGCUCUCCAGUUGGUAACGCUGGUUGUGGUACAGGAUUACCAACCAACCAGCCAGUCAUAAAAUCAGACUACGGUCUCACCGCCUUAUAA
This is a messenger RNA of Diatraea saccharalis (sugarcane borer), 1182 nucleotides long. The record is from the annotation of a GenBank genome assembly. Lineage: Eukaryota; Metazoa; Arthropoda; Insecta; Lepidoptera; Crambidae.